CCCGCCCUCAGGUGCGCUCUGCAGAAGGCGGGGCGUGGCUUGGACACCACUAGGGACCCACGCGGGCGCGCGGGACCGAGCGGCGGGGGCGCGCUCUCGCAGUCGCGACCGCGCCCUCACACACACAUUUCCGAGCUCCGUCACUCGCGCGGUCUCCACAGACUGAGCGUGUCGGGGCCUGUCGGCUCUGCGGCUGCGGCUGCGGCCCUGAGGUAGAGACAGCUAACAAGAUUGGAACAGAUUGUCCUUGUUUUGGAGAGGAAUCAUAUCAUCGGCAUCCAUUAGUGUUCAUUUUGGAGGAUUACAAGGAGAAAAAGUGGCUUGACCAGAAAACAUGGCCACUGCAAUUAGGGAGGUGGGAGUUUGGAGACAGACCAGAACACUUCUAUUGAAGAAUUAUCUAAUUAAAUGCAGGACUAAAAAAAGUAGUGUUCAGGAAAUACUUUUUCCAUUAUUUUUUUUAUUUUGGUUAAUAUUAAUAAGCAUGAUGCAUCCAAAUAAGAAAUAUGAAGAAGUGCCUGAUAUAGAACUUAAUCCUAUGGAUAAAUCUAUCCUUUCUAAUCUAAUUCUUGGAUAUACUCCAGUGACUAAUAUUACAAGCAACAUCAUGCAGAGAGUGUCUACUGACCACCUUCCUGAUGUCAUAAUUACAGAAGAAUAUGCAAACGAAAAAGAAAUGCUAGCAUCCAGUCUUUCUAAGCCCAGCAACUUUGUAGGUGUGGUUUUCAAAGACUUCAUGUCCUAYGAACUUCGCUUUUUUCCUGAUGUGAUUCCAGUAUCUUCUAUUUAUAUGGAUUCAAGAGCUGGCUGUUCAAAAUCGUGUGAGGCUGCUCAGUAUUGGUCCUCUGGGUUCACUGUUUUACAGGCAUCCAUAGAUGCCGCUAUUAUACAGUUGAAGACCAAUGUUUCUCUUUGGAAGGAGCUGGAGUCAACUAAAGCUGUAAUCAUGGGAGAAACUGCUAUUGUAGAAAUAGUUACCUUUUCUCGAGGCAUAAUUUUAAUAUAUCUAGUUAUAGCAUUUUCACCUUUUGGAUACUUUUUGGCAAUUCAUAUUGUAGCCGAAAAAGAAAAAAAGUUAAAGGAAUUUUUAAAGAUAAUGGGACUUCAUGACACUGCCUUUUGGCUUUCCUGGGUUCUUCUGUAUAUGAGUUUGAUUUUUCUUAUGUCUCUUCUCAUGGCGGUCAUUGCAACAGCCUCUUCAUUAUUCCCUCAAAGUAGCAGCAUUGUGAUAUUUCUCCUUUUUUUCCUGUAUGGAUUAUCAUCUAUAUUUUUUGCUUUGAUGCUGACACCCCUUUUUAAAAAAUCAAAACAUGUGGGAAUAGUUGAAUUUUUUGUCACUGUGGCUUUCGGAUUUAUUGGCCUUUUGAUAGUCCUCAUGGAAAGUUUUCCAAAAUCAUUAGUGUGGCUUUUAAGUCCUUUCUGUCAGUGUACUUUUUUGAUUGGUAUUGCACAGGUCAUGCAUUUAGAAGAUUUUCAUGAAGGUGCUUUAUUUUCUAAUUUGACUGAAGGCCCAUAUCCUCUAAUUAUUACUCUUAUCAUGCUAGCACUUAAUAGUACAUUCUAUGUCCUUCUGGCUGUGUAUCUUGAUCAAGUCAUUCCAGGGGAAUUUGGCUUACGGAGAUCAUCUUUGUAUUUUCUAAAACCAUCAUAUUGGUCAAAGAGCAAAAGAAAUUAUAAGGAGUUGUCAGAGGGCAACGUUAAUGGGAAUAUUAGUUUUGGUGAAAUUGUUGAGUCUGUUUCUUCAGAAUUUAUAGGCAAAGAAGCCAUAAGAAUAAGUGGUAUUCAGAAGACAUACAGAAAGAAAAGUGAAAAUGUGGAGGCUCUGAGAAAUUUGUCCUUUGACAUCUAUGAAGGUCAGAUUACUGCACUUCUUGGCCACAGUGGAACAGGAAAGAGUACCUUGAUGAAUAUUCUCUGUGGAUUAUGCCCCCCUUCUGAUGGGUUUGCAUCUAUAUAUGGACACAGAGUCUCAGAAAUAGAUGAAAUGUUUGAAGCAAGAAAAAUGAUUGGCAUUUGUCCACAGUUAGAUAUACACUUUGAUGUUUUGACAGUUGAAGAAAAUUUAUCUAUCUUGGCUUCAAUCAAAGGAAUACCAGCCAACAAUAUAAUACAAGAAGUGCAAAAGGUUUUACUAGAUUUAGACAUGCAGCCUAUCAAAGAUAACCAAGCUAAAAAACUAAGUGGUGGCCAAAAAAGAAAAUUGUCUUUAGGAAUUGCUGUUCUUGGGAAUCCAAAGAUACUAUUGCUGGAUGAACCAACAGCUGGAAUGGACCCUUGUUCCCGUCAUAUUGUUUGGAAUCUUUUAAAAUACAGAAAAGCCAAUCGGGUGAUAGUGUUUAGUACUCACUUCAUGGAUGAAGCUGACAUUCUUGCUGAUAGRAAAGCUGUCAUAUCACAGGGAAUGCUGAAAUGUGUUGGUUCUUCAAUUUUCCUUAAAAGUAAAUGGGGGAUUGGCUACCGCCUCAGCAUGUACAUAGACAGAUAUUGUGCCACGGAGUCUCUUACUUCAUUGGUUAGACAGCAUAUCCCUGGGGCUACUUUACUACAACAGAAUGACCAACAGCUUGUGUACAGCUUGCCUUUAAAAGACAUGGACAAAUUUUCAGGUUUGUUUUCUGCUCUYGACAUUCAUUCAAAUUUGGGUGUUAUUUCUUAUGGUGUAUCCAUGACAACUUUGGAAGAUGUAUUCUUAAAGCUGGAAGUUGAAGCAGAAAUUGACCAAGCAGAUUAUAGUGUUUUUACACAGCAACCACCAGAGGAAGAAAUGGACUCAAAAUCUUUUGAUGAAAUGGAACAAAGCUUGCUUAUUCUUUCUGAAACCAAAGCUUCCCUACUGAGCACCAUGAGCCUUUGGAAACAACAAGUGUCUACAAUAGCAAAGUUUCAUUUUCUUACCUUGAAGCGUGAGAGUAAAUCACUGAGAUCAGUGUUACUUCUGCUUUUAAUUUUUUUUGCAGUUCAGCUUUUUAUGUUUUUUGUACAUCACUCUUUCAAAAAUGCUGUGGUUCCCAUCAAACUUGUUCCAGACUUAUAUUUCCUAAAACCUGGAGACAAACCUCAUAAAUAUAAAACAAGUCUGCUUCUUCAGAAUUCCACUGACUCAGAUAUCAGUGAUCUUACUAACUUUUUUGCCUACCGGAACAUAAUGGUGACGAUGUUUAAUGACAGUGACUAUGUUUCUGCUGCUCCUCAUAGUGCAGCUUUAAAUGUGGUGUAUUCAGAAAAGGACUAUGUUUUUACAGCUGUUUUCAACAGUACUAUGGUUUAUUCUCUACCUGUAUUGAUGAAUAUCAUUAGUAACUACUAUCUUUAUCAUUUAAAUGUGACUGAAACCAUCCAGAUCUGGAGUACCCCAUUCUUUCAAGAAAUUACUGACAUAGUUUUUAAAAUUGAGCUGUAUUUCCAAGCUGCUUUGCUUGGAAUCAUUGUUACUGCGAUGCCACCUUAUUUUGCCAUGGAAAAUUCAGAGAAUCAUAAGAUUUCCAUUCAUUUCCACAAAUUUUCAGAAAUCAAAGCUUAUACUCAACUUAAGCUUUCAGGGCUUUUGCCAUCUGCAUAUUGGAUUGGACAAGCUAUUGUUGAUAUUCCCUUAUUUUUUGUUAUUCUUUUUUUGAUGCUAGGAAGUUUAUUCRCAUUUCAUUAUGAAUUAUAUUUUUAUGCUGUAAAGUUCCUUGCUGUGGUGUUUUGCCUCAUUGGUUAUGUUCCAUCAGUUAUUCUGUUUACCUAUGUUGCUUCUUUCACUUAUAAGAAAAUUAUAAAUACCAAAGAAUUUUGGUCAUUUAUCUAUUCAGUGACAGCAUUAGCUUGUAUUGCAAUCACUGAAAUAACUUUCUUUAUGGGAUACACAGUUACAGCUAUUUUUCAUUAUACCUUUUGCAUAGCUGUUCCAAUCUAUCCGCUUCUAGGUUGCCUGAUAUCUUUCAUAAAGGUUUCUUGGAAGAAUUUACAAAAAAAUGAAAAUACUGACAAUCCAUGGGACAGGCUUUUAGUGGCUGUUAUAAUGCCUUAUCUGCAGUGUGUACUAUGGAUUUUCCUCUUACAGUACUAUGAAAAAAAGCAUGGAGGGAGAUCAAUAAGAAAGGAUCCCUUUUUCAGGACCCUUUCAACAAAGUUCAAAACUAGGAAGUUUCCAGAACCACCAAUUAAUGAGGAUGAAGAUGAAGAUGUCAAGGCUGAGAGACUAAAGGUCAAAGAGCUGAUGAGUUGCCAGUGUUGUGAGGAGAAACCAGCCAUUAUGGUCAGCAAUUUAUAUAAAGAAUAUGAUGACAAGAAAGAUUUUCUUCAUUCAAGAAAAGUAAAGAAAGUGGCAGCUAAAUACGUUUCUUUUUCUGUGAAAAAAGGAGAGAUCUUGGGAUUGUUGGGUCCAAAUGGUGCAGGAAAAAGUACAAUUAUUAAUAUUCUGGUUGGUGAUAUUGAACCAACUUCAGGCCAGGUAUUUCUAGGAGAUUAUACUUCAGACACAACUGAAGAUGAUGACGCCAUUAAGUAUUUGGGUUACUGUCCUCAGAUAAACCCACUGUGGCCAGAUAUUACAUUACAAGAACAUUUUGAAAUUUAUGGAGCUGUGAAAGGAAUGAGUGCAAGUGACAUGAAAGAAAUAAUAAAUCGAAUAACAAAUGCCCUUGAUUUAAAAGAACAUCUUCAAAAAACUAUAAAGAAACUACCUGCGGGAAUCAAGCGAAAGUUAUGUUUUGCUCUAAGUAUGCUGGGGAAUCCUCUCAUUACUCUGCUAGAUGAACCAUCCACAGGUAUGGAUCCUAAAGCCAAACAGCAUAUGUGGCGAGCAAUUCGAACUGCAUUUAAAAACAAAAAGUGGGCUGCAAUUCUGACCACUCAUUACAUGGAAGAGGCAGAAGCUGUCUGUGACCGAGUGGCUAUUAUGGUGUCUGGGCAGUUAAGAUGUAUUGGAACAGUACAACAUUUAAAGAGUAAAUUUGGAAAAGGCUACUUUUUGGAAAUUAAAUUAAAGGACUGGAUAGAAAAUCUAGAAAUAGACCGCCUUCACAGAGAAAUUCAGUAUAUUUUUCCAAAUGCAAGCCGCCAGGAAAGUUUUUCUUCUAUUCUGGCUUAUAAAAUUCCCAAGGAAGAUGUUCAGUCUCUUUCACAAUCUUUUUCUAAGCUGGAAGAAGCUAAACAGACUUUUGCCAUUGAGGAAUAUAGCUUUUCUCAAGCAACAUUGGAACAGGUUUUUGUAGAACUCACCAAAGAACAAGAGGAAGAAGAUAAUAGCUGUGGAACUUUAAACAGCACACUUUGGUGGGAAAGAACACAGGAAGACAGAGUAGUAUUUUAAAUCUGUAUUGCUCAGUCUGUUUGCUGAACUUAUUUGUUCUUCACUUCAUUUAACUCUGCCAUUAAAACUUUAUUAUAUGAAUGGCAACUAGAGAAAUGUGAAGGCAUUGCGAUUUCCUGCACUCCUUAAUUGAAAUGCUGUGGUUGUUGUUUUGCUUUACUUUAAAUAAAAUUAAUAUGUAAUUAAGUCAACUUGCAUGUUUGUAUCUGAAGAAUUUUGAACUGUAGUUUGUAUGCUAUAUUUCUCACUUGCAAGAAGAGAUUCUAAAGAAAUAGUGAUAGAAUAACUAUUUUGACUAGCUGUGUUUAUUUUUAAAGGUCAUACCAUCUAAUUACAUAGCUAUGUAAUGUCCCAUUCUAAAUUAAAAAAAUGAAUAUAUAACUAAUAUAUAUAUAUAUAUAUAUAUAUGGCAAUGUGAAAGCUUCUUGCUUCUCCUUUUCAGUUUCUAAAAGAAGCUUUCAGUGGAGGUUGGUAUCCAUAGAAGCUUGGGUAAACCGUAGAAAGCCUCACUGUAGAAAUGGAGGGAAGUGGUGUCUAUCCACUAGGUGGCAGUCAUCAAUCAUAAAAAAGGAAAGGAGACUUUAUUUCAACUGGCAAUUUUAGACACAGGUAAUAGAAAAAAGUUGGUAUUUAAAUUAUUAUUAUUAUUAUUAUUAUUAUUAUUAUUUGCUCUUUCAAAGGUAUUUUAGUUAUAAUUUAAGGAUGACUAUGGCUAGAGUCUAAUUAUAAUAAUCUGCUUUUUUUUUUUUUUUUAAACUCUGUGGCUAGAAUGACAGACACCCCUAGAGGUGAAAGAAUUAAUCCAUACCUUCUUCCCAACAUCUAAUGGAAGAUAUAAUUUUUUAUUGUCUUUCUUGCAAAAAGCACAUUUGCUGUUAUUUUGUGGUGCUAGGGAUUGAACCUAGGGCCUCACAUAUACUAGGCAAAUGCUAUCAUUGAUACAUCCCUCGUCCCUAAUUUUAUUCUUGGGUAUUCUUAUUUGUUGGAUAACCAUUUCUAUUGGUAAACUAUGUUUUGAACCUCUCUCUCUCUCUUCUUUACAGAGUUUUAAGUAGAACAAUGUAUAGAUGUAUGUAGUAACUCAAAAUCAGUUUGAAACAUGGUGGAAUAUAAAUAAACUCCUUUAGGGGUUAAAUUAAGGAUUAGAAGUUGAGUGUACAUAAUUCUUUCAGUAAGAACCAGAAAUUUACUCUAUUACACAGUUGAAGUAAGGUAUAGGUAAUAUGAUCUUAGAAAUACUUAUAUAACCCACAUAUGGACUAUAGAUAUUAUAGAUAUAAAAUAGUUUAAAUACUAAUAGUUGGCAUUAGAUUCCAACUACAUGUGUGAAAAUAUGAGCUUUGCAAAAACAAAUAUAUUUGGAGUGUGAUUAAUGCAUUACAGAGACUUAAAGAAAACAACAGAAAGAUUUGGUACUGAUUUACUUUAAAUAGCCAAAUCCUAUAAUGAAGUUAUUAUUAAUUCUUUAAUGUAGGUAAGAGUUGGUGAACUUCUAGCUCUUUUAUGUAAUAAGAUGUCUGUAAUUUUAGGCUCUAGCAACUGAUUUAAAAUAGUGUUCCUUUUUUAGUAUAAGGUACAUGAUUGAUACUUUCUUCUAUUGCUUUGGCAGUUGCUGUACAUAAUCCUACAAAUAUAUAUUUGACCAGCUAUCUCAGAGAUCCUCUAACUAAUCUAACUGAGCCAUCUUACAAGCUUCUGCUUAGAUUUUAUAACCCACAGCUAAGUUGUUCUUUUAAGAUUUAGUUGGUAGUAGGUUGCCUCCUGCUACCAAACUAUAGUUUUGGAUUAUUUACCUGAGAAUCUCACUUUUAUAUCUGGCUAAUGACUACACAGUGCAUAYGAUCAAGAUACAUUUGAAAGAAAAUCUUUACAUUUGUAGAUAAAAUAGCAUGUUGCAUUUUCUAAGCUAGUCAUUGCUAAAUGGUGCCAUAAAUUUAAAGAGAAACUUUCUAUUAUUUAAUACUUAURUAAGUACCCAGAGGCCUUUCUUAUGGGAUGUGAUUUUGUAACUAUGUGUAGUGUUGAACUUUUACAUUUAAUAUAAGAAACAAAAUUAUAUAUCAUUUUCUGAGGCAGUCACUGGCAUGACUAACAGAACAUUAACUACUUUUUCACAGAGUUGGUCACUUUAACUUUAUGCUUGUGACCGUGCGAUUAAUGCAAAGUAAAAUUUUUUUACUUGGCAAAUGAAAAUUGAUAUUACGCUAACCAUAGUCUUCUCUAUUAUGUUCAUUUACUAUUAUGGUAUAUGAAAAACUUCUCCCAAGACAUUAGAAUUAAUUUUAUUACUAUUAUUAUWUUUUUUAGUUUUUAUGUAGUCAGAGGGAAUAUAUAUCUYGGUCAAAAUUAAAUUAUUUGUAGCAAUGUGUUUUUCCUUUGUUCAUAGUAACAAUCUCUGAUGCAGUAGAUAUUUAACUAAGCUAAUUAUUUGGAAAGAAAGGAUAAGUGAGCUGGGAAAAAAAGGAGAGUCAAGUAACAAGUGUACAAAUCAUAGUUUUGUCCAUGUAUGUAUUUUUAAAUGUCUUUAACUGAUUUCAAAACUUUUUUGCAUCAAUACAAGUAAGUCAAUAAAUACAUUUGUUAAGUAGAAGAUGGAAAAAAUAGUAUAACCUGCCUAUUUUCCAUCCAUGAUCAGCUUCUAAAAGUGGAGGAAAGGCUGAGCUUUACAGAGUGGUCACUGAGAAGGCAGACCUCUGCCUGGAGCCCUAAGGAGCCCAGCACUUAGUAGCAAAGAGAAGCACUAUGAAUAUAAUUUGCCUUUCACUUUGCAGGCUUUUUAUUUAUUUCUUUMCAGCUCAUUUUUA
Urocitellus parryii (Arctic ground squirrel) is the source of this 8097-nucleotide messenger RNA. RefSeq names its product ATP binding cassette subfamily A member 5 (gene Abca5). Gene Ontology annotation, biological process: lipid transport; transmembrane transport. Lineage: Eukaryota; Metazoa; Chordata; Mammalia; Rodentia; Sciuridae. The record is from RefSeq and is a predicted model, not a curated record. Gene Ontology annotation, molecular function: ATP hydrolysis activity; ATP binding; lipid carrier activity. Gene Ontology annotation, cellular component: membrane; late endosome.